Seriola dumerili (greater amberjack) is the source of this 3731-nucleotide messenger RNA. It is a transcript of the gene cry1b, whose product is annotated as cryptochrome-1-like. Gene Ontology annotation, molecular function: FAD binding; DNA binding. NCBI's taxonomy places the organism in Eukaryota, Metazoa, Chordata, Actinopteri, Carangiformes, Carangidae. Gene Ontology annotation, cellular component: nucleus; cytoplasm. The transcript has 11 exons. The record is from RefSeq and is a predicted model, not a curated record. The coding region runs from base 794 to 2506 and encodes 570 amino acids. Gene Ontology annotation, biological process: negative regulation of DNA-templated transcription; circadian regulation of gene expression; entrainment of circadian clock by photoperiod.
ACUGAGAGAGUACGAGCAAAUCUCGACGUUUGAAUCAUUUUAAACAACCGUAUUCAGCGUGUAAGCAGAGAUAGGAAAGCACAUUACCGAAACGUGACAGAGGAAAAGUUGUAUAAGGGCUGAUUCUGACCAAUCAGAGUCCUCCAUUCCUCCCUGCGUAUCCAUGUGGGUGGAACUGUCGAUACAGAAAGGACGUCUUGCAUGGCCGAGGAGUUUACCAGCCGUUACAAUUUAUAACCAAUGCUUAGCCUAUUUCUGGGGUUGACUGUGUGUUUAAUUUGUGAAGACUACUGCUGCUUGUGGAUACAAACCUGAAAUAUUUGCGCGUUUGUUCUUUUUUGCGACCUAGAAGCUUGUGUUACACGGGCUUCACUCACGCCUCGUGUGAUAGCUGGCGAAAGUUAUACAACUUAAACACAUCGCUAGUAGCUGCAUACGGGUUUAUUUCGAGCUUAAUUCUUGCUCACUUCGUCGUUGCUUUUAAUCGAGACAAGAGUUGUGCCGUUUUUCUUGCGUCCUCCGGGGUCACCUGCUGUCCACAGAUGCAGCCGCUGCUGAUCGGGAGACCCUACUCUGUGGAUAUGUUCAUGGAGCAAGGUUAAGGUCAGACAAACCUCUAACGUUUCCCCACCAAUCCACUGACCAGGUUAAAAACUACUUCGUCCUCGAAUUUGAAUGGACACUUAACUAUUUUGCUGCCAAAUCAACGCAAGAGGGCGUCUUUUUGUUGUUUUUGGGAACCCCGUUCCCCUCCUUCUGACCCGACCAGGGAUAAACAAAGAGGGCCGUCGACAUGGUGGUCAACACCAUCCACUGGUUCAGGAAGGGACUGCGGCUGCACGACAACCCGUCUCUAAGGGACUCUAUCCGGGGAGCGGACACCCUGCGCUGCAUCUACAUCCUGGACCCCUGGUUCGCAGGGUCUUCCAAUGUGGGCAUCAACAGGUGGAGGUUUUUGUUGCAUUGUUUAGAGGACUUGGAUGCUAGCCUGCGCAAAAUCAACUCCCGCUUAUUUGUCAUCAGAGGCCAGCCUACAGAUGUCUUCCCUCGUCUUUUUAAGGAAUGGCAGAUCACCCAUUUAUCUUAUGAAUACGACUCUGAGCCGUUUGGCAAGGAACGUGAUACCGCCAUCCAAAAACUAGCCAACGAGGCUGCGGUAGAGGUGAUAGUGCGGAUUUCACACACGCUCUAUGAUCUGGAAAAGAUCAUGGAACUCAAUGGUGGUCAGCCUCCUCUUACAUACAAGCGCUUCCAGGCCCUCAUCAACCAUAUGGAUGCUGUGGAGCUGCCUGCAGGGACAAUCACAUCUGAGGUCAUUAAAAAAUGUGCCACACCCAUUGGUGAUGACCAUGAUGACAAGUUUGGGGUGCCCUCCCUGGAAGAGCUUGGAUUUGAGACAGAGGGCCUGACCACAGCAGUGUGGCCAGGUGGAGAAACAGAAGCCCUCAUGAGGUUAGAGCGGCACCUGGAGAGGAAGGCAUGGGUGGCAAACUUUGAGCGUCCUCGUAUGAACGCGAACUCCCUGCUGGCCAGUCCCACAGGGCUCAGCCCCUACCUGCGCUUUGGAUGUCUCUCCUGUCGGCUCUUCUACUUCAAACUUACUGAUCUGUACAGGAAGGUCAAGAAGAACAGCACCCCUCCACUUUCCUUGUAUGGACAGCUGUUGUGGAGGGAGUUCUUCUAUACGACUGCCACCAACAACCCCUGCUUUGACAAGAUGGAGGGAAACACUGUGUGCGUCCAGAUCCCCUGGGACAGAAACCCAGAGGCGCUGGCCAAGUGGGCAGAGGGACGGACAGGUUUUCCCUGGAUAGAUGCCAUUAUGACCCAGCUAAGGCAGGAGGGGUGGAUCCAUCAUUUGGCAAGGCAUGCUGUGGCCUGCUUCCUCACCAGGGGAGACCUCUGGGUCAGCUGGGAAGAAGGCAUGAAGGUCUUUGAAGAGUUGCUGUUGGAUGCAGACUGGAGUGUAAAUGCUGGCAGCUGGAUGUGGCUCUCAUGCAGUUCAUUUUUCCAGCAGUUUUUCCACUGUUACUGCCCUGUGGGAUUUGGACGACGCACAGACCCCAGUGGUGACUACAUACGGCGUUAUUUACCUAUAUUGAGGGGCUUUCCAGCCAGAUACAUCUAUGAUCCCUGGAAUGCCCCAGAGGAAGUGCAGAAGGCAGCCAAGUGUAUCAUAGGAGUGCACUACCCCAAGCCCAUGGUGAACCAUGCUGAGGCCAGCCGCAUCAACAUAGAGCGGAUGAAGCAAAUUUACCAGCAGCUUUCCUGCUACAGAGGACUGGGCCUGCUGGCAACAGUACCUGACAAUCCCAGCAAUGGUCCAAGUGGCAGUAAUGCUGCGGGAGUCAACAGAGGGACCAGUCAUGGUCCAGGAGGGCCCUCUGAAGCCCCGUCCAUUCAGGAGAGAACGUCUCGAACAGAAAGAGGACAGUCGACUCAGAAGAGGCGCUAUGAAGAGGCUCCAUCCAAGAGCAGCUCUAAAUCCUGGAGGCAGAGCAAAUAGCGUGUAAAAGACUGAAUACAAAGGUUGUCAGUCUGUAUCCUCUGGUACCACCCUAUCCUGCAGCGCACACAGCUAACACAGUAAUAACUUUAACUACCAACCAUGGAGUAGACAGAAUGUGGGUGUUGGAUCCAGCGGGUACUAUUGGCCGUCAGUCUAAAGGACUCUCCACAGUACAUGAUAUUUGUAAUGAGUCAAUCAGUCACGUGUCUUGGUCUUCAGAUACUGUAAAACACACCACACAUCUCAGGAACAGAAGAAGGAACGUGGAGAAAUUGGUCGUAAUUGAGAGAAUAAAACCUUACACUUUAAGGUAAAAAAAAAGGCAAACAAAAAUAAUCUCUUCACAUUAGAGUGUUGUGAGGCCACCUGUUGUCUUCCACUACAGUAUUUGUGGCCUCCACACCAUCAUGUGAAAAUGUCAAACUCUCCAUCUGUAGUGAUGGGAAUCAGAAGAUAUGUACAGCAGCUGACACCCUCGCCCAUUGUUGGCACACUGACUCAAACAGUAGUAAAGGAAAUUAGAAGUAAGACUGUCAGGUUUGGCAAUAAAGCAAGCCUUACAAAGGCUGUCAUAUACUUUGUAAAUAUUUAUUGUUUUUAAUUUCCAACUUUUGUAUAUUUGGUCAUGGAAUUUCACAACUACUUUUGUAAAUAAUAUGUUACCAAAACUCGAAAGUUCUACCGUGAAUGCAUGUGCUUUUGUUUCCCAUGUGAUGUUAAAUCUAUUAUUUUUGUAUUUUUGACCAAAUUCUAACUGUAUCGAAAUGGCAAUACAAGACAAACAUUGUUUUAUAUUUGUUUUAUUGCACUAUAAUACAAAUUUUAUUGCCAUCAUUCUCUUCACACAAGGAAUUGAAUUCCAGUAAUUGUGAACAGUAUUUAAAAAACUUGAAAUUUGUUUGUUGCAAAAUGUACAAAUUGAAUUGUUUUCUGUUUUGUUAGUCAUUUGGAAAGGAAAUUGAUCUCAGAGUCUCCUGCUGCCACUCAGUAGAUAGGACGCAUCAUUCUACUUUAAGGAAAUCUGGAAUCUCCAAGAAUGUGAGAUAUGUUCACAGCUAACUAAGACAAACUAUAGUUUAAGUUAUAUAUUUUACAUUUAAAUCCCCAUAUUUUUGUUUGUCUAAUUUGCACAAAUGUUUGGUGCACAUAUGGCUGAUUGGACUGUAAAGCUGCCUAUUUAUGUUUUUGAGUUAAGCUGUAUUGUUUAAAUACUACAACCUCA